AUGGUGCUUGUAGAUCCGGAGCCCAGGCUAAUGGAGAGGGAACGGCAAGGGGCUGGCGUGCAGCGGGAAUGUCCACAGCUAGUGAGCAGACAGCCAGCUGUGGUGGCUGAGCUGGGCCUUCCUAUUGGAGGGCAGCCCCUGCUUCUGAAGGCUCCUGCCUCCUCUAACAAGUCUGCUCUUGUCUUGUAGCCAGAACCCAAUCCUGGAGACCUGAUUGAGAUAUUCCGCCCUCUCUACAGACACUGGGCCAUCUACGUUGGCGAUGGAUAUGUGGUCCACCUGGCCCCACCAAGUGAAAUCGCCGGAGCUGGUGCAGCCAGUAUCAUGUCUGCCCUGACGGACAAGGCCAUCGUGAAGAAGGAGCUCCUGUACGACGUGGCCGGACGGGACAGGUACCACGUCAAUAACAAGCAUGACGACAAGUACAUGCCGCUCCCUCCCAGCAAAAUCGUGCAGCGCGCGGAGGAGCUGGUGGGCCGCGAGAUGCUCUACAAGCUGACCAGCGAGAACUGCGAGCACUUUGUCAACGAGCUGCGCUACGGGGUCGCCCGCAGUGACCAGGUCAGGGAUGCUGUGAUGGCGGCCGGCAUCGCGGGAGUGGGUCUGGCUGCCAUGGGCCUCAUCGGAGUGAUGUUCUCAAGAAACAAGAAGCAAAAGCAGUAG
This is a messenger RNA of Elephantulus edwardii (Cape elephant shrew), 663 nucleotides long. RefSeq names its product phospholipase A2, group XVI (gene PLAAT3). Gene Ontology annotation, molecular function: glycerophospholipid phospholipase A1 activity; A2-type glycerophospholipase activity. Gene Ontology annotation, biological process: N-acylphosphatidylethanolamine metabolic process. The transcript is spliced from 3 exons. NCBI's taxonomy places the organism in Eukaryota, Metazoa, Chordata, Mammalia, Macroscelidea, Macroscelididae. Gene Ontology annotation, cellular component: cytoplasm. The record is from RefSeq and is a predicted model, not a curated record.